AACCGGAUAUAUAAAGGGCGGCUAUUCUGUGUUGACAUAUAUUAAUUGAAACUGUUUGCCGUGCUGCUGUGAUUGUGUGUUCAGUUGUAUAACAGCGAAUUUGGAAGUAAAAAUAUUGAUACAAGACAACAUUUGUUUACUAUUUAAACGGUAAGAAUAUCAGUUUGUUAAUACAUAAUAAAUAUAUAAAUUGUUAUUGUGGCUGAAACACCAGCAUAACUGCAUGUGUAGUAAAAUGAUACUAUGCAUAUUAACAUUGGCCACGUUAUGCAUGUCGUUAAUCGAACUUAAUGGUGGUUUGAAAAUGCUGUCAAAAAGUUGGCAAAGACACGCUAUAAUCUGCUUUUAGAAUUUCAAAUCGUAAUUAGGAAUAUUCGAGUAUUCUAAUCAGUGUUAAACAGGUUACAGUUCGCGGGAACGAAGUAGCUUAUGUCUUAUGAUAAUUUAGCUUAAAGGGUAUGAGCAACAAAAUUGCUGAUUCAGCACAACGUGUGACGUCAUUAGCUGGGUAAGUAUGUUUAAUGAAUACUAAACUGAAGUAUGUUUUAACGUUCUUAUACGUUCUUUUUGGUGAAGUCAUUUAAAAUUUAAAAAAAAAUUCCCCAAUCGGAAAUUCUCUGUCAUGAUUAUAAUAGACAUAAUAGGCCUAUUAAAUUAACAAAUGCAUAUUGCAUUUCAUGAUGUAAUCGCCAAUAUAUACACAGCUGGGUUGAACCAGUAUAAAACAUUUAGCGAUUUUAGAGUAAAUAUAUUCAGUCUUUCCAUUCUCUCUUUGAUAUAGAUGCAAAAAAUCCAAUUUACUUUUUAAUGUUGGAAUUCCCCUAGUCCUGGCAACGCCAACAGGUACAUGUCAUUAAAUUUAAGUGCCAUUUACCAAUUUUCCUUUUUGUUUGUUUUCUUUGAUUUUAGCCUUUUUGGCUCAACUUACGAGACCGUAGGCGUAGCCACCAAUUUAUAUGUCGCCUAGCAAUACGGUUAGAAAUAUGUUUGAAAUAUUGCAUCUUGGCAGGUUUAUAAACAUGCAAUAUAGGCCGUGGGCUGUUGUGCGAAAAAGUGCUUAGAAAAGCAAUUUCGUGGCAACCCCCUGGGGAAUAGAUUUUCUGUGGUUCAAUGCAUAGUACCAUAGAUGCUGAAUCAGAAAAAGUUCCCACUUCCCAAGCAAAAAACUUGCCAUACACCGAGAAAAUUCGUGAUCAGUGAUUAUCCUCUAUUAAAUUGUAUUACAGCAAGAAAAUGUGAAAUUUUGUAUUCAAUUACAACAAAAAUUAGUUGCAUCAUCAGAAAGCUUACAAAAAUCUACAUUUAAGAUAUUUAAACAGUUUUUUUAUAUCUCAAAUUGUUUUCGACUUUCGAGUUAUACGUUGUCAAAAACGUGUUUUUGACCUAGUACCCAGUCCUUAUUGCGACAUUUUGGUCCAAUUUUCACAUUUAAAACAGCAAUAACUCGAAGACUAUUUGAAGGAUCAAAAAACUGUUUAAAAGUCUUAUAUACAGUUUUUUUGUAAGCUUUCUGAUAAUGCAUGUCAUUUUUGUUGUAAAUGAAUACAAAAUUUCACAUUUUCUUGCUGUAAUACAAUUUAAUAGAGGAUAAUCACUGAUCACCCAUUUUCUCGGUGUUUGCCAAGUUGUUUGCUUGGGACUUUUUGUGGUAUCGAGCAUCUAUGGUACUAUGCAUUAAACCACAGAAAAUCUAUUCUCCAGGGGGUUGCUACGAAGCGAAAUAAUUUUGGCCAACGGCCCACGGCCUAUAAAUAAAAUAAAAAGCUAAUCAAAUUUUCCCCCGCUGGUGAAGAUUUCAACAUGAAGACUUCAACAGAACAUUAAAGUUUUACAGUAAAUGGACCUAUUUCCUAAUGAACAAAAUUUUGAUCUAGACAAGUCUAGACAAACAUUUCACCACAGCUUGAAACAGCAUCACAAAAUUAGUAAUAUUCCGAUCCGAAGUUUCGUUGCGAAAUGUUGUAAAAUGCAGAUAAUAUAUUAUAGCCUUGCGAAGUUUGCCGUUUUUCAGUCAUUUUGUAUUACGCACGGGAAAUUGAUACAUUUUUUUCAGAAUUAAGCGGUAUCAAUGAAAAACUCGCAGGCCUAUAUUAUCCGCAUUUUACAACAUUUCGCAACGAAACUUCGGAAUAUUACUAAUUUUGUGAUGCUGUUUCAAGCUGUGGUGAAAUGUUUGUCUAUAGUAUAGACUUGUCUAGAUCAACAUUUUGUUCAUUAGGGAAUAGGUCCAUUGCGUCGAAUAGUCUACGAUGUACACCCCUAACAGAGACGGUGAUUAAAUUCCGGAGGGAGGACAGUACUUGGUAGAGUAUUUAAGACAGUGAUUCAGAAUAAUAUGCGACUGAGGCAUUCUCUUCGCCGAUACGCGACCUAUAAUCUUUAAGUUGUAAAUUUAUAAUUGUGAGUGAAUUGUGUAAUAAUUUACGUUCCCGAACAAUUUUGCAAAAUAAAAAGAUAUGUCUGCCUCGUAUUCUUGAUGUUGUGUUAUUAAUGCAGUUUAGCAAAAAAAUGCUUUAUACACUCGCCACAGAAUGUAGAGAGUAUAAUUCAAUCUUAUUAUCUUAAUAUUAUAUUUAGCACGUGUUCGUUAUCCAAACCGUAUUCAAAUCAAAGUCUCUGUCAUUUAAUAUUGACAUGCAUGGUCAUGGACAUGCAUUAGAUUAGGUGAAUUAAGUCCGAACUCAAUAAAUAAAAAUAUAGCUAUAUAAAAUAAAACUCUUUUGAUUAAAUAAAAUAAUAAAAAUAAAAUAAAACUCUUUUGAUUUUUUUUUCUUCGAUCUUGUAUUAACUUUAAUAAAUUCUUAUUAUAUGAUUGCACGUAAUUAAUCAUACAUGGCGCGGCCUAUUGGAAGAUCACAUCUUGACUCUUGUAAAUAUUUUAGUUUUUGUCUUUGUGAAAUAGUACCGUGGAUAAAUAAAGUUUGAUUGAUUGAUAAUAUUAGAUAGUUAACGUUGAUGCAAACCAUGCAGCCACGGCGCAGCAAUUUUAAUUAAUAUAUUUUACAAAUACCUUUUUUUCAUUUAUUCAGACCAUGCAGCUAUGCAUUUGAAGAAUAGUGUAUCUACGAAUUUAAUUUUUAUGUUCAUUUGGUCUACACUUAGAGUGACUGUCACAGCAGGUAAAGAACUACAAUUUUCAACUAACGAAAUGAGCAUUCACGGCCCUGUAUUUGCAUUUUACAGAUGUUUCAAAGGGUUCUUUUAUGUAUUUUAAGGUGAUAUUACCAAUUACCAUAUCUCUCCCACAGAAGGCCAGAAAGUUACCCUCCCAAAUGGUUUUUCGGCAGAGGGUUACCCUGACCAAUCCAACAAAAAUAUAUCGUGGACCUUUGACGACACCACGAUUGCCUACGUAAAACCUGGAGAAACGCCAUGGAUUAUCAAUCAAAGCUUGUUCGUAAUGACGAAGAACAAAGAUUUAAUAAUCAGGAUUAUGACAUUCUCUUUGAAUGGAGAAUAUAAACAACUGGCUGGAAAUAAGACUAUUGUUCAAUACGUCGUUGAAAUUCCAGGUAUAUAUGCAUGCAAAUAUUAUCAUUUAUGUUAUUCUCAUUAAGCGACUACCCCGAAAGACAUAAGACAAUCUCUACGUUUAUGCAGGUUUUUUUCUGUUUUUUUCUAUUUAUUUAGAUUAGCCAACUAGGGCAGGGUCACCACAACAGCAUAUGCCAAUUACUGUGGGCCCUUUUUACCUAACCCACCCUGUCAACUUUCCCUGUGGGAGGAUACCGGAGUACCCGGAGAAAGCCCACGACUUUCGGCAGAGCGUUGACUUUUUACUCUUUUAACACGAGCACUGGGUUCGAGUCGCAUUGAAUAAGUCCUCACUGAGGUAUGAACCUGCGACCUUAGAGGCAAUCUCGUUCCCCGAGCCUGCGAUCCUUGGGAAGGAAACGAACGAGAUUGCCUUAGAGGCAGAGGCAAGUGCGCUAACCACUUCGCUUGACAUAGCAUGACUAGUUGCCAUGGGCCAUGGCGAAGUUUGCCACUGCUUGAAGCAGUAACGACUAUUGUGAUUGGAUUCACUCAUAAAAUAGUUAAAGCCAGGUUUUCGUGUAUCGCAAUUCAUUGUCAUAAAAUUCUUUGUCUAACGAGGAUUUUCUUCUCUAUUGAUCACCGACAACGAACCAUGCAUGGGAACAUCGCCGAUGAAUUGCAGGCUUAAGCAUCUGCGCAAACUGACUAGAUGAUUGUAUUAUCAUUGUGUAUUUUAUAGCUCACGUCAUUAUUGUCAGACAAACAUAUAAUGAGAAAACUAUCGGCAAAGUACUAAAAAGAGAAUGGGGCAUCACCUAUGAAGUGUUAACAAGGCGUGAAAGUGUCUGUGACAUAGCAGUUUACGCACUGACUGUUUACCUGUGUUCAAAACUACCAAGUGAUACAAGCAAUAACUGCGAAAUUCGUCCUGCAACUGUCGUAAAAAAACCUGGUGUAUGCGAGGUGAAAAUACAAUACAACGACACAGCCAAACUGAAUACUGGUGUGAAUUUUUAUGUCGAAUUUAUUCACGAUAAAAUUCAGUUGUUUUUACUUACUACGGAAAAUAAAGGUAAAUAAGAUUCAUGAUCAAGAUAGCCAGCCGAGCAGCCAGCCAUGAAGCGGCCAGCCAGAUAGUCAGCCAGCCAGACAGCCAAGCAGUCAGCCAGAUCAGAAAACGUACAGUAAGUCGACUAGACAUAUCUUAUUUCAUUAUCUAGGUGAAGUAACUCCAACAUACCCGACCCAGGGAAUUACAACGUCGCGAAUGACUAAUUCAACGAUAACUCCAACGUCAACGAAGAGAAGCACGUCAGAAAUGACCGCCAGCGUUCCACCCAUUAUAUCUGCCAAAGAUACAUCUACGAGUACGCCCGGCCUAUCCACACCCUGGAUAAUCGUGAUUAUAUUUGGUGUGGUAAUUUUGCUACUAAUAGUAUGUUUAAUUUGGCAUAAACGUCGUCAUAAACAGUCAUUUCGAUUCCAGUCUGACGACAACGGUGAAAAUCAGAACGGUCCUGCAAUCAUUAGGUAUACUGCCAACAGCCUCACACGUUUGAACAGUUUACACAGGAUAGCAACACAGGAUCAUUUUGGAUGACGACCAAACGACUGUAUUGAAUCACCAAACGUCGGUAUUGGCAAACAUUGAUAUGCAUGAGAACGUUGAAAUACAGAGUAUUUAUACAAAGCCAACUAAUAUACAAUGUAAACAUUAUUUAUGGAUGAAAUACAUU
This is a messenger RNA of Paramuricea clavata, 5213 nucleotides long. NCBI's taxonomy places the organism in Eukaryota, Metazoa, Cnidaria, Anthozoa, Malacalcyonacea, Plexauridae. The record is from the annotation of a GenBank genome assembly.